AUGGCCGCGGAGAGAGACGCCUCGCCCCCACGGCGGCUGCCGGACGCCGAACCGGAAGAGCUGUACGGCCAAGAGGUGCGCCUUGAAGAAGAGGCUUUCGCCUGGUCAGACAUUCAGGACGGAAACAUUAUGCUCUCAAUUUCAGACACCACAAUCUUGGACGAACUAGUGAACGAAGAAUGGAGGCUUCCAAGUGCGAGAAAAGUCAUGGGUGAUCGUACCACCUACGCAUCAACAGGGCUCGAGAUCCCAGAUGACCCAGGCGAUCCUGUCAUUUCAGAUUUCGGUGAUGCGCAAUACGGAGAAGGCGACUUCGACGGCGAGGUGAUGCCUGAUCUGUACCGCGCGCCCGAGAUCAUCCUUGGAAUUCCCUGGGACGAAAAGAUUGAUAUCUGGGCUUUAGGACUAAUGAUACCAGAGUCCUCGUUCGAGGAGGAGGAGUGUAAUCUUGAGGGAGCGGAGCAAGCCGAGUUUUUGGUGUUCCUGAGGAAGAUGCUGCAGUGGAAACCGGAGGAUAGGUUAUCCGCCCGAGAGCUAAUGGAGGACCCAUGGCUGUGUCGGCAGACGGCUGAUGACUGA
Colletotrichum fioriniae is the source of this 579-nucleotide messenger RNA. NCBI's taxonomy places the organism in Eukaryota, Fungi, Ascomycota, Sordariomycetes, Glomerellales, Glomerellaceae. The record is from RefSeq and is a predicted model, not a curated record.